AUGGACCUGGACGACUACUUCGACGACGACCUCGUUCUCGAUGAUAACGCGCUCGCUGUUCUUGACCAGGCUGAGUCCCAGUUCCAUGCGGCCCAGCAGCAGGUUGUCGGAGAGCGCCGUGCGGCCGACGCGCCUCCUCCUGCUAAGCCCCCUCCAUCGAAGAAACAGAAGAAAUCGCACGGAAAUGAGGAGGUGGAGCCAGCGUUUGUGGUUCACAGUGUCGAGGAUGACGAGGGCCUACCGGAGAUCUCGGUACUUGGCGGAGGGGGUUCGUACAAGUACCCUGCAGCCCAGCGGGCAGCAGCGAAUGUGCUCGCCGCGCAGCUACGCGGCAACGCGGAUAGUCCCAGUCGAGAGCCCCCUCCAAAGCCACCAGAGCCUGUGCGUAAUACCGUCCGUGCUCCUCCUCCGGCGCCCCCUGUGCGGAAUGUCAUAGUAGCGAAGAGCGCGUCCGCUUCAAAUGUUUCGACCACCGCAAAUGCUCCUGCCCCCUCUCCUGCUCCAAGUGCUCCUGCUUCCUCUUCCAGUCAACUAUCUAGUGUCCAACCUGGAGCUGGUACAAAACUUGUACGACGGUCUACAUUCAACAGCAUCCAGGCCGCUCUGGUUGGCUUUGUCCCCCCCACUAGCAAUGCCAAUCUCAACGGGAGAACGGCAACCUCCCGCCCGGCGAACGCGGCACCAUCAGUCAAGUCUCCUAAUAGCGGCGCCCCUACUCGCCGAGUUUCCCCAGCUGUACCCCCUUCUCAAGCUAGAUCUUCGGUCCAGCGGCUGCCGUCUACUUCGCAGGCGUUUCGACCUCCCGUCCCUCCUCGCUCGUUGGCUGCUCCCUCAAAUCGACGACUAAGUUCUCCUAGCGUCUCGCGCCCUCAUGUGGCACCUCCGGCUGGACAACCGCGACCACCACCGCAGCUUCAACCUCCGCCGCCUUCCCAAGGGCAAAGUGGACGUAGUCUUCGCAUAGAAAUCGACACUCUCCGAGCCCAACUCGCCGACAUACUGAAGGAGAAUGCGGAGGCGAAGAAGAUCGUGCAAGAGGAGCGAAACGCCCGUUACGCGAAGGAGGGCGAGGUUAGCAUCCUGAGGAAGACUAUGGAGAAGACGACGAAAGAUCACUUGGCAGAAGUGGCACGCAUCAAAGCUGCGAGGGAAUCAGCGGAGGCCGGACAGGCGCAGCUACGCAAGGAGAUGACCGAAGAAAGGGAGCGACUGAGAACCGAGUACAUGUUCAAGCGACAUGAGCUUGAGACGAAUGUCCGUAAGACCCCGUGGUCUGUGAGGAUCAAGCGGCCGGAGAACCAAGGAUCACUGACCCCGGUAUCCGCGGCCGCCCAGCGGCGGCAGGCAGCCGCAAGCCCUCAACAUGGCGGUCCGAGCAGUAUCUUCCAGACACCUUCGCGCUCUCGGAUCGAUAAAUCGCUACCCAACAGUCCAGAACGGCAGCGGAGAAGGAGGAUUGUCGACAGCCCUCCUCCGAAGAAGCCCGCGAGGCUCCCAGGCUUCUACAAUGCUUUCGAACCUUCCCCUUUGAAGACAAGCCUGCAGUUCUCGCAAGCCGCACAGUCAACUCAGAUCAACGGGAAGGGGAAGCAACGUGUCGAAGAGCUGUCGUUUGACGUCCAAAAUCUGCCAGCGGAGGAUCUGUUCUUCAACCCCAGACCAACGCAGGAAGAUGCGCAAGCGCGAUCAUCUCCUCUCAGUUCUCCUCCACAGGAAGAGCGGCGGGAAGGGGUAGUCGUCCCAGAGGCCGAUGAACAGAAGGAGUUGUUUGCGCCAAGCGGCAGCGCCGAACCUGUCACAUCUUCUCCUGCUGAGGGUGAUGUGGACAUGAAGGACGAAGCGAAGCCCGCAGAACCUACAGCGCCUGCAGAACCCCUUGUCACGCCAGAUUGGACCAAGGAGCUGCAAGGGAUCAUUUUGACCCACAAGCACCGUAGCUCGAAGCAGCCGACGUUCCAACUGCUCUUGAACCAUGCUAUGCCAGCGACCGCCCCUCUGGAACGCGAUCAGGAGUACACGGUACAAAUCGCGCAAUUGCUCGAAAGUCUCGGCGAUGUAGCGCACAUGUCCGCAGACGAGGACGCAGACGACAUCGUACAUUCCGUUGAGCGGACUUUGUCUACGAUGGGCCGCAUUCUGUGCGGCGUGGGAUCGGUCGCUACUCUCGCCGCAUUGCUAGAUCUUGUAAAGGUGACCGCCCUCUUCGUGCCUGCAUUCAUUCCCCUUGCUCUUGCACCAAACGGCGAAGACGGUGUGGAUGCGCCCCCCGAGCUGCUGCUGCUGCUUUGCGACGUCGUGUCCACUCAUCUCACACCUAUCGCCGAGAGUGUGGACCAAGGUCGCAGUGAGCUUGCUACAGAGGCGCUAGCGUUGCUGGAAGUUGUUAGUUGGUACACGCCUCCGGACCUGGCCCUACGACUCUCCGUUUUCGUCCGCAAGGCAGGGGUGCUUUCAGCCCUCAUCAACAGCGUUCAGCCGACUGCGUUGCUACUGAGGACAAUGCGAGCUUUGACUCUCGCUGCUUCAUAUCGACCCCUUUGGAAGCACUUCCUCUCGUUCCCGCUCACAAACGGCAUUCAAGAAGACGCCUCGGCUAGUGACUUCUAUCGAAUACCGCACAUCGAACAACUCGCAUCCUUCCUUACUGACCGUGCACGCGACGGGCCCGAGUGUCGACCACUCCGGGAUGCAAUCCUCAACUUUAUCACGACUCUUGCUGUCUCCCAUACUGACGCGCUACACAUUUUGCUCCAAUCGCAUGCCCUGUUACCAUCUAUUAUCGUCUUCCUGCACAACAUCACCUCAUCGUUAUGGGAAGAGGACGAAGCGUUCAUGGGGGAUCCCAAGCUCAUCACUUGGACUGUUGACGUUAUGACUCGCACCUUAGUACUCCUGCACUACCUUAUGACGAACGCCGACCCCACGAAGAUCAACCUUCGCCACAAGCUCAUGUGUCCACCUCGCCGCUUCUCCAAUGCGCUCUGGCACAUGUUUACCGUCUCGCUCGGUCGUAUCAGCUACGCACACCCGCCCGAGUGGGCCGGGGCCGAGAACGCACUUAUACUGGACCAGAUAUGCGACAUGGCGAAGGAUGCGUUGGAGGUCGCAGUGGACGGCCCCGAGCUGGAGUCCAUCUGGGCGGCGUUCCAUGUUGACGACAACGUUCCAGCACCGAGGACGCAAUACGCACCCGAGGAGGACGAGAGCGAGCCGGCCAGCGAGGGCGAGGCCCCGCGGCAUGGUACCUUACAUUCUGUUAUUGAGAUCGACUGA
Molecule: messenger RNA, 3273 nt
Organism: Trametes versicolor FP-101664 SS1
Lineage: Eukaryota; Fungi; Basidiomycota; Agaricomycetes; Polyporales; Polyporaceae
Exons: 11
Coding region: 1-3273 (1090 amino acids)
Biological process (GO): DNA damage checkpoint signaling
Source: RefSeq, a predicted model, not a curated record